Cercocebus atys (sooty mangabey) is the source of this 2621-nucleotide messenger RNA. It is a transcript of the gene TDRKH, whose product is annotated as tudor and KH domain containing. Lineage: Eukaryota; Metazoa; Chordata; Mammalia; Primates; Cercopithecidae. The coding region runs from base 151 to 1836 and encodes 561 amino acids. The transcript is spliced from 14 exons. The record is from RefSeq and is a predicted model, not a curated record. Gene Ontology annotation, biological process: spermatogenesis. Gene Ontology annotation, molecular function: RNA binding.
GAAGUGGCGGCUGAAGCGCCGCAGGCGGGCCUCCCAGUCGCCGUGUGAGUGGGAGGCGGCGGCGGCUGUGGCUGCAGCUGGGGUGAGACGCGAGGCGGCGCGCUCGACGGCUGACUGGAGCAGCGGAUGUAAGUCAGAGUACAGCAGAAAAUGUCCACUGAACGAACUUCUUGGACAAGCCUGUCCACCAUUCAGAAAAUAGCCCUGGGCCUUGGGAUCCCAGCCAGUGCAACAAUUGCCUAUAUCCUAUACCGCAGGUAUAGGGAAAGCAGAGAAGAGCGGCUGACAUUUGUUGGGGAAGAUGACAUUGAGAUAGAGAUGCGGGUUCCCCAGGAGGCUGUGAAGCUCAUCAUUGGCCGGCAAGGAGCCAAUAUUAAACAACUGCGGAAACAGACAGGUGCUCGGAUUGAUGUGGACACAGAGGAUGUAGGCGAUGAGCGAGUGCUGCUUAUCAGUGGUUUUCCUGUUCAGGUGUGCAAGGCCAAAGCAGCAAUCCAUCAGAUCCUGACAGAGAAUACCCCAGUGUCUGAGCAGCUUUCAGUUCCCCAGAGAUCUGUGGGCAGAAUCAUAGGGAGAGGCGGCGAGACGAUUCGUUCUAUCUGUAAGGCCUCUGGAGCCAAAAUUACCUGUGACAAAGAAUCAGAAGGGACAUUACUACUAUCAAGACUUAUAAAAAUCUCAGGAACACAGAAGGAAGUGGCAGCAGCCAAGCAUUUGAUACUGGAGAAAGUUUCAGAAGAUGAAGAACUUCGAAAGAGAAUUGCUCAUUCUGCAGAAACCAGAGUCCCACGCAAACAGCCAAUCAGUGUGAGAAGAGAAGACAUCACAGAGCCAGGUGGAGCUGGAGAGCCAGCUUUAUGGAAAAACACCAGUUCUAGCAUGGAGCCGGCUGCACCCCUGGUGACUCCUCCACCCAAAGGAGGAGGCGACAUGACUGUGGUGGUGCCAAAGGAAGGUUCCUGGGAGAAACCUAGUGAUGACAGCUUUCAGAAGUCUGGAGCCCAGGCCAUCCCAGAGAUGUCCAUGUUUGAAAUCCCCAGUCCUGACUUCAGUUUCCAUGCUGAUGAGUACCUAGAAGUCUACGUCUCUGCUUCUGAACACCCUAACCACUUCUGGAUCCAGAUCGUUGGCUCCCGCAGCCUGCAAUUGGAUAAGCUUGUCAACGAGAUGACCCAGCACUAUGAGAAUAGUGUGCCUGAAGACUUGACUGUGCAUGUAGGAGACAUUGUAGCAGCACCUUUACCUACAAAUGGUUCCUGGUAUCGAGCCAGGGUCCUUGGCAUCUUGGAGAAUGGGAACUUGGACCUCUACUUUGUUGACUUUGGAGAUAAUGGAGAUUGCCCACUGAAGGACCUCAGGGCUCUCAGGAGUGACUUCCUAAGCCUUCCAUUUCAAGCAAUAGAAUGUAGUCUGGCACGGAUCGCUCCCUCAGGUGACCAAUGGGAAGAGGAAGCUUUGGAUGAGUUUGAUAGACUCACUCAUUGUGCUGACUGGAAGCCUCUGGUAGCCAAAAUCUCUAGCUAUGUCCAGACUGGGAUCUCAACUUGGCCAAAGAUCUACUUAUAUGAUACUAGCAAUGGGAAGAAACUUGAUAUUGGGCUAGAAUUAGUACACAAAGGAUACGCAAUUGAGCUUCCUGAAGACAUAGAAGAAAACAGAGCUGUCCCAGACAUGUUGAAGGACAUGGCCACAGAAACAGAUGCCUCUCUCAGCACCUUGCUCACUGAGACCAAAAAGAACUCUGGAGAGAUAACACAUACCCUGUCCUGCCUCAGCUUAUCAGAAGCUGCUUCCAUGUCUGGUGAUGAUAACCUUGAAGAUGACUACUUACUCUGAAGUCUGAGCUUCAGCUUGCUCAGCCAUCUGCUUUGCUGUGAUUUGGCAUAGGAACUGGUGCCUGGAGGAGAGGAGUAUAUGAUAAAGGAUCCAUGCAGUCCUUCCUUUAUUACACAUACAGUCUGGCUUGCUGUGGACCAAAUUCAUGUUCUCCUCCCAUUGGACUACCAAAAAAUUGGACUACCACACUACAAGUGUGUCUCCCCCAUUCCACCUCCUGAUCCCUCCCCAACCCUCCAGUGUUUGAAUACUGCUCUGUUACUUCCAGGCCAUUCAGCGUCAGGCUCAGUCCCUCUACCAGUCAUGAUACACAUUACUGCUAGGCUGUAUCCUUUUCGAGGCUGGGAAACAGUCAGGCUUUGGUCAUUGGAACUGAUGAUUCUGCAGACUUCUGACUCAUCUUAUCAGGUGACUCUGGUUAAGGAAAGCUUUUGAGUGGUGAACUCAAAGACUCCAGUUGAAUCAGGAGGCAAAGGCAAAAAUUAGCAUAAUUAUAUUUAAAAGCCUCAGGAAGUGGGAAGAGAACACUGCCUCCUAGCCUCAAUUGCUGAUAUGUUAUUGGAGACAGGCUUUUGAAACUGCUUCGGCUAUUUCUCCGUAACCUUUAGUUAAAAUACAAGUAGAAAGGAGACAGGAGGCUCAGGAAAUUUUCUAAAUUGCUAGUAUAAUAUCUAUAUGUAUACACACAUAUACACCCGUGGAGAGAGAGGAAGAGUAUACAGUUCUGUUUAAAUCAUUCGGAGGAUUUUUUUGCCAAAUAAAGUUCUCAAGAAAAUUUUCUAAAA